CACACCAUCAACUUUCCUUCAUCAUGUCAUCAACUCAUAAAAUAUCAAUCUCAACUCUUACUACUCUCUUCAGUCUAUUACUAUCUUCAUUCUAUCAUUCAUCAUCAUCGACUUCAAUCCAAUCACCAUUUCAAUUAUCAUCAAUUUCAUCAAGACCAACAACAACAACAACAACACCGCCCCUUUCAUCUCAGACUGUCACUUUCAUCGACUUACUCUCAAAUUCAACCUCAUAUUCAAGUUUACUUUACCUAGUUCAGCGUGCUCGUUUGGUACCUAUCAUCAACCUCCUCAAUUCUUCAACUUUCUUUGCACCAACAAAUGAUGCGAUCGAAACUCAUCCUUUACUUUCACUCGCACUCAAUCCUGAAUCCCAUCAAGCUUCCUCAAAUCCUGAUAACAUUCAACUUGAACUUCGACAAACACUCCUAUAUCACUUCCUUAACUUCUCAUUACCUUCAUCAAUUCCAAGUGAUACGCCGGCCAUGCUCGAAACACUUCUCUUCCCACUUCCAGUCAAUCAAUCCAUCGUCCCUCGCCACCCUGGUGAAACACCUGUUGAAUCUCCACCUAGUUUGCUAGGUGGAAAAGGCCAAAAGCUGCGGGCUAUCCAGCGUGACGAAAAAGUCUAUCUAGAAGUUGACUCAAAUGGUGAAAACGGUACCUUGCUCCGGCUUAAUGAAAGCCAACUGGCUUCCAAUGGAAUUCUCAUCCCACUCGAUCGUGUCUUGACACCUCCACCUCGACUUUCUGCUCUCAUUCGAUCUACGCCUCAACUUUCGAUUUUGGCCGAAGUCUUAUCUGAAGAUUUUUUUGAUCAACUUGACUCAACACCACAUCUCACCAUCUUUGCUCCUGAGAAUGAAGCCUGGAACAGUUUGGAUCCUAUUGAACUUAGUUAUCUGAAGACAAACUUUAGUUCCGAUGACGCAAUCAAGGUCUUUCAAAGUUUCAGUUCUCCUGCUGGCUUACCACAAGAUCAGCCUGGUUAUUAUCAUCAACUAUUGCAAGCCGUCCGUCAAGCCAAUGAGCCGGUCCCCGUUACAACUACUCAAGGUCAUCAGCUUUCAGUAGAUGUCGACCCUCGCACCGAGACUCUCACAGUCAAUGGUACCAAAAUCACUGGCCAUGAUCUGCUUACCAACAAUGGCGUUCUACAUCUCGUUCCUCAACUAUUCCUUCCUGACGGUACCGUCACACUAUCACUCGAAAAAUAUCUUCUCGCAUUGAAUUGUACCAAACUGGUCUCCUUAUUCCGAUCUGCCAAUCUUUCUACAACAUAUCUGGGCAACUCAACUGUCGAACCUUACACUAUCCUUGCUCCACGAGACGAUGUUUUUGACGGCUUUGAUCCGAGUCUCUCCGGGGCACCGUCUGAUCGAUGGGCUACAUUACCAGCAAAUGACUCCCAAGACUUACGUGACGUGCUCAAGUAUCAUGUGGUCCGUGGCGUACAUCCGCCUGAAGAGCUGAGCGAUGGAAUGUUACUCAGCACCGAGCUCGACCUCAAACGUACCAACGGUAGUCUUAAGCAACAGAUAUUAGUCUCAGUUUCGGCAAGCGACGGAAAAGGCACAUCUAGGUCAGACAAAAAGCGCUCUCUGAUUGGCUUUGGUGGCGUGAACGUGGUUGGAGUCGAACCGGUUCGGGUCGGCAAUUCAUUGAUCUAUCUGAUCUCCCAGAUCAUUGAACGACCUUCAGAUUUGUUAGAAGUCGCGUUAUCAGAUUUAAAACUUUCAACUUGCGUUGCCUCAAUCUUUGCGGCAGGAAUUGAUGAAGAAUUGAAGACGUUUCCCGGCUUGAGUUACUUUAUUCCAACUAACAAGGCUUUCGAAUCACUUGGCCUGAUCAUGGAUUAUUUACUCUUAGGAAAAUCGAAAUCGGAUUUAGCUCGACUCUUGAGAUAUCAUGCUAUUCAAGAAGUUGUGUACCUUCGUAAGAUUCCAGUAGGCGAUAGUCAUCGGUAUCCUACCUUGGAAGGAACUGAGAUUUAUAUAUCAAAGCCUGAUGGAGAUAAUGUGACUUUGCAUGGUCCUACAUCGCAUGGCUUACCACUGAAUGGUGAAAUUCGUGAUUCGGAAGUGGUGAACAAACACGAUCGACUUAUCGAAACUGGAAGUUUGAAUGUGAUUAAUCAAGUUGAACUUCCGGCCAGUCUUGACAUUGAUAUAUCGAAAUUGAUGGCUGGAGCAAAAGCCUCAACAAUGGUAGAUUUGAUCAAAGCUAGUAAUAUGAGUUGGGUUUUACAUAAGAAUUUAAGUGGUCUUCCUGAUCAAGAUCAAGAAAGAAACGCAAGAUUUGAAAAUAGUUAUACUGUGCUUUGUCCAACUGAUGAAGCCUUUACGAAGAUCAACUUGACUUAUUAUCUUGAAAGUCCGAUCUUAUUGAAAUCAUUGGUGAUGCAACACAUUAUUCCUACUAAACCGCCUUCAGCGGGUAACGUAAAAUCACGACCGGAUCUUAAACCUGCACCUUUUCAUCCUUUGGUCUUAGGUGAUGGGAUCGUAUAUAGUACUCUUUUGAGUCGUAGUGAAGGUGGACCAAGUGGAUAUGGAGAUGUAAGUUUAAGAAUGAAUACGAUUCUAGAAAAGAAUUCAGAAGAGACGAAUGAGGAUCAAGCCAAAUGGUUAAUUGGAAUCAAAGGAGCAAGAGGUACGAAUGGAGAUCAUGAUUCAGCCAGAAUCUUAAACUAUGGUAGAGUGACACCAAUCUUGAUGGAAGAUGAUCAAGUCUUUGUUUCAUUAGCUGGAGGGGUCUUAAGUUUAAAUAAAGUACUUGAACCUUAUGAACCGAAUUGGUGGGAAAGAUGGGGUCAAAGUCUGGUGGGUUGGAUCAUUGUUUUGGGGUUUGUUGGGGCUUUGAGUUUUUUGGUUUGGAGACUUUGGAUUAAGAAAAAGAAUCAUAGUACUGGAUAUCAAUUUUUAGAACCAAUGGAAGAGUAAACGUUUUGCGGGGAGGGAGGGUUUGUUUAUUGAGAAAAAUCAAAGGUCUUUUGAGUCUUUGUAUCAUGUUUUUUUUAGUUGUGAUGAACUGAAUUAAGUUUAUUAGAACUUUUGGAAUACCACCUAUCUUUCUUUCUUUCUUUUUGAUUCAGUUUCUUUUUUUAAGUUGAAAUCAGUUUUGAGUCAAUCAGUAUUCUUUUUUUUUAUUUUUUAUCUCAUUUUCUUGCCCGAAACUGAUUUGGUACUUUUUUUUCGCUUCAAAUAAAAAGUUGUAUGUUAAAAAAUGAGCAUUAUUUGGUUGUAAGCUAAAAGGAUUAUUUAAGAAAACAAAAACAGAAAAUUGAUUUGGUUUUUUUGAUUGAUUUGCUUUUUUGAUUGAUUGUUGAUGUAAAGGAUUUAAUAAGAUUAAGAUGUUGUAAUUUUUUUUCUUUCGUGUAUUUUUCUUUUAUUUUUAUAAACAUGGAAUUGAAAUUAAAUAGUUGAUUGGGUGUUUUG
This is a messenger RNA of Melampsora larici-populina 98AG31, 3437 nucleotides long. RefSeq lists its product as uncharacterized. The transcript is spliced from 3 exons. Lineage: Eukaryota; Fungi; Basidiomycota; Pucciniomycetes; Pucciniales; Melampsoraceae. The record is from RefSeq and is a predicted model, not a curated record. Bases 24 to 2942 code for a protein of 972 amino acids.